Molecule: messenger RNA, 1254 nt
Organism: Penicillium verhagenii
Lineage: Eukaryota; Fungi; Ascomycota; Eurotiomycetes; Eurotiales; Aspergillaceae
Gene: egl2
Product: putative endoglucanase
Exons: 5
Coding region: 1-1254 (417 amino acids)
Biological process (GO): glucan catabolic process
Cellular component (GO): extracellular region
Molecular function (GO): hydrolase activity, hydrolyzing O-glycosyl compounds; cellulose binding
Source: RefSeq, a predicted model, not a curated record
AUGAGAUACGCUCUGCUACUCGCAGCCAGCGCUGCUUUGGCGCUCGCAGGGCCCCAAGGCCACUCCAAGCGGGCCUCGUCCUUCGUUUGGUUUGGCGCAAGCGAGUCCGGAGGAGAGUUUGGCAGUGGAGAUAUUCCAGGUGCACUGGGAACCGACUACAUUUGGCCGGAUACUUCGACUAUUCAAACGCUACGUAACGCGGGUAUGAAUAUCUUUCGAGUGCCGUUCUUGAUGGAGAGAUUGGUUCCCGGUACCUUGACCUCGGCUUUAAAUGAGACCUAUUUCGAAGGUCUGCAGAGUACGGUCGAGUUCAUCACGUCCACCGGCGCGUACGCUAUUGUUGAUCCACACAACUAUGGACGAUACUAUGGCGAUAUAAUCACCUCCACGAGUGACUUUGCUGCAUUUUGGACCACCGUGUCAACUCAGUUUGCAUCGAAUAGCAAGGUCAUCUUCGACACGAACAACGAGUUCAAUACGGAGGACCAAACACUGGUACUGGACCUUAACCAGGCAGCCAUUAACGCCAUCCGAGCUGCUGGUGCCACCUCGCAAUACAUUUUCGUGGAAGGAAACUCGUGGAGUGGCGCCUGGACAUGGACUUCAGUCAAUACCAAUCUGGUUAGUUUGACGGACCCCAAUAACAAGAUCGUCUACGAGAUGCACCAGUAUCUCGACUCGGAUGGGUCCGGCACUUCAGACGUAUGCGUCAACACGACUAUCGGUCAGAACCGUGUUGAAUCAGCGACAGAAUGGCUACAAAGCAACGGGAAACUUGGUUUCUUGGGCGAGUUUGCCGGUGGUGCUAACUCAGUCUGUGAGAGCGCCGUGACUGGAAUGUUGACCUACUUGCAAGACAACAGUGAUGUCUGGCUCGGAGCAUCCUGGUGGGCUGCAGGGCCUUGGUGGGGUGACUAUAUCUUUUCCAUGGAGCCGCCCUCCGGAACUGGAUAUACUUACUAUAUUGAUAUCUUGUCUGCCUACUUCCCCUCCAGUUCAGGCAGUUCAGGCAGCUCUACAACCGCUUCCACGACCACAUCCUCCACAUCGACAUCUUCUAAAUCGACAACUACUACAACAGCCACGACCACCAAGGCUACGACCACCUCAACCACUACUAGCACAGGAUCUACCAGCACUGCGGCCGCAUCUCACUAUGCACAGUGUGGCGGCAUUGGCUGGACAGGGGCAACAACAUGUGCCAGUCCGUAUACUUGUCAAGUGCAGAAUGCGUACUAUUCCCAAUGUCUAUGA